AUGGACACGAGCAACUGCGACGACUUUGAAGUGUUAUCUCGGGUAUGUGCUGAGUUCUACAAUGUGUUUCACACCUUCAAUGCUAAAUAUUUCUCUCAGGAAGAGCACUACACACAGAACCCUGAUACCGUCCAGUGGCAGACGCAGUUCCAUGAUACCUACGGAGUAGACGAGUACUAUGGACAGGGUGGACAUUCUUCCUACGUACCAAAUACAAUGAUGAAUGAUCUAGCCACAUCAUCCCAUUUCGGCGACGGCGCUGAUCAGUACGAUGUGCCACACGAAUAUCUGCUCCAAGACCUGUCUGUCAUGGAUCAAGGAUCGCAGCGCCAGGCCUCUGGUUACCCUUUCGAAGGACCUGACGGCCGACAAGGUAUCGACGCUUCCGGCAUUGCGAUAUACAGCCCGCGCUUGGGUUCAAGGCUACCGUUCACGUUCGCUCACAUGUGGCCUGAGAUGACCAUUCUCUGGCCGUUGUAUGCUGCUCAGUCUGGAUUGGCACAACCUCCAGUGGAAAUGCAGUUUCGGAUGUUGAACGGAGAUAUCCUUUCCUAUUGGCUGCCGAGGCAGCAUGAGUUUGGUUCCUGGGACGAGAACGACGUUGAUGCAUUCAUCACUCUUUUCGAGAGCAUGGGCAUUAGCAUCGAUUGGAAUACCCUUGACUUGUAUCACACCACCACCAAGUACUUCGAAUCGGUGCAGAAGGGACCGUGUGUUCAACAUACUUCGACUCGCGAAUCUACAUCUUCUUCCUCUCGACAGAAUUCCGAAAAUAUGGAGUCCUCGUUACUAGAAGAAACCAGUGGAGGUCUGCAAAGCCAACAGAGCCAAGAAGUGGUCGAUCCACAGGUGUCUGUUGACAACAAAGAGGGAGUCGCUCCCACUCAUCGGCAAGACAGUGUGAACGCCGAGCAGCUUGAGGCAGCACAGCAGGUCGGUAACAACACUCAAAACUCUGAGGCGGGUGUUGCAUUGGAAGAAGAUCAACACAAAAAAGAUAUUGGUGACGCUGAGCCAGUGAACGGCGUGGCCGAAUCAGGGCGUAAGGAGACGUUGCUCACCGCAGAACUGGCAGCAGAGCUCCACGAUCUCGUGGAUGUCUAUGACACCGUAGAGGCACGAGAGAAGUUCUUGGAGCGCCACGACCUGACAUGGUAUCCGCCACAAGAUGACAACACUGUCCCUAACAGCGAUGAUGAAGUCAAGGUCUACGUCAGACAGCUACUUUUUGCGAUGACGAGCACGAAAGACGCGCAGGACUCCGAGAGGAGUAACUCCUUCGCGUCCCGCUGGCUUCCAUGCAAGUCCGGGGAACCUUACUACAACAAGACCGAAAUGGUCUUGCAGUGUUGGAAACUCGUGACUAUGGCCAUCAAUCUUCACAGGAAGGGCCCUUCCACACUGAAUUGCUUUGACCACAACUAUGCUAAGCAAUUUAAAGCGACAAAAGACUGGACUUUCGCAAUGCGGAUUAAUAAUAUCGCGGACCUUCUCGCAACCCGCAAGAGUCGUUGUGAUUUAGUGAUGAGAGGCGAAAGUCUCGAUGGUUUCGUCGGAGCGCCAGGUAAGAUGGCCAACCGUUCUAUUCAGAACAACGUGAGCAACGGCCGCAAGGCAAAGGCGAUCAUGCGCGGUAUGCCGCUGCUCAAGACUGAAGAGAAGAGGGCGGUGUCACAGAGCACCAGUGGGACGCUCGCAGCGACUUCUGCUUCGUCAAGUACUGGCAGCAUUAAUCCUACGAGCACAGAUGGCCAGGUUCAAUCAUCAGGAGGCGUAGCAAAAGCACAGAAUACUGGAAAGACUAAGCAGACUACGAAGGGCAAAGCUGUCAGCAGCCAACAAGCGUCGACACCAACUGCUAUCUCCCCUGACGCGUCAUCACAGCAAGAUGACAUCUCAUCGCAGCAGCCUGAUUCAUCAUCGCAGAAGACUGCUACUCCAUCCACCCCGCUGCCAGUUCCAGGCAUAAAGCGGAAGCGAACGACAUCUGCGGACCUCACAGCGAGCGGACCUCAAACAAAGCGCACGAAGAUGUUACCUUCAAAGUUGAAACGCGCGAAGCUACCGAUAGAACAAAGUGGCCACAUAACUGCCACUCCCACCGCACCCGCCUCUCACGAGUUCUCACUCAUCGCUCAAGGUUCUGAAUCUGCCUUCCAAGGCUACACACCGGCAAAGCAACCUUCCGCAUGCUCACCUCCAGCGACAUUUAUGGAUACUCAGCUUCUGGCUCCGACCAUGCACUCUCCUGCCCCCUUCUCGUCGUCUUCACACAAGCGCCCUGCAGAAGACGUCUUUGAGAACACCAGGUCUUCAAAGCGUAUCCGAGCCCAAGUUGGAGGACAGGAGACCCAAUCGGAAGUCCAAGAGCAGACUCGAUCCGAAUCUCCAAAGAAAGUUCCUACUACAAGUAGAGUGACGAGGUCCAAACCCUAA
This is a messenger RNA of Boeremia exigua, 2436 nucleotides long. RefSeq lists its product as uncharacterized. The record is from RefSeq and is a predicted model, not a curated record. NCBI's taxonomy places the organism in Eukaryota, Fungi, Ascomycota, Dothideomycetes, Pleosporales, Didymellaceae. The coding region runs from base 1 to 2436 and encodes 811 amino acids. The transcript has a single exon.